This is a messenger RNA of Lactuca saligna, 465 nucleotides long. Lineage: Eukaryota; Viridiplantae; Streptophyta; Magnoliopsida; Asterales; Asteraceae. The record is from the annotation of a GenBank genome assembly.
AUGGAAAAUUUUCAGAGCUUAUUCGAGUCGAACAUAGCGAAGGCUAAUGAAGUUAUUUCUAGCCUUGGCUCGACUCUUAAAAUGGAGAAGGCAAAACUCAAACAGGCUCACUCUGGCCUCGAAAAAGACAAUGUCGAGCUUAACUCCUCUAUUUCAUCGAAGAUCAUGAAACUUCAAGAUGACUUGGCAACCAUGACCGUCAUGAAAAGUUGUAUCUCGGACGUGAAUGCAUUGCUUUUGGACAUCAUUGAGACUUGUGACUCGAUGAUCCCGAUAACACUCAAGAAGCAUCUCUCUGAAAAGCUCAGGCCCGUAUUCACAAUGCUUCAUAGACCGAAAGGUGUUCCAGAAUCAGGCUCAAUUCUGAAACAAAGGGGAAAAGGAGUGAAACAAUCCAAAAAGGAAAUCCCCAGACCUUCAGUCAAGCCCACUUUCAAGCCUAAAAGCGAGGCAAAGAGAAGUUGA